AUGUCUUCCCUGGUAUCCGACUUCAUUAUCAAUCCCGUGUUGCGUCAAGCUCGUCGAUUUUCUGAGAUAUCACGAACGACCCUGACUGGUGAGGAUCAUGAGACGACUCCUUCAGUCAACACAGAUGCUCUGAGCGACUCCGGCAUUGCCGAAGAGGUGGUACAUGAGGCACCUGAUGAACAUGAGACAACCGAGGACCAAGAACCCAUUGCGAGGCCAGAGACUCCCCGCUCGAGGCCCGUGAGCACGUCAACCCAGGAGACUAGAGUUGAGGAAACCGUAGGAACUCCUCCCGCGGCCAGCGAUGCGCCUCAUGACCACCUAGGAUUCCCCUUGUCGCCAAGGAGGGGUCGAGCGAUCCCGGAGGACGACGGGAUGCACGACUUGAGAAAACGGAUACAGGCUAUUAAUGCUGAAAAUAGUCCAUCGUCCGAGAAGGCCAGGCGUAUGCACGAGUUAUUGCUCGAGGGUUAUCGUGCGUCGCAAAUUUCCGGCCGUAGAAUACCAACAGCUCCAUUAGACGAUGAGGCACUUGGCCACGCCUGGGAGCCAUCGACAUCCCCGGGUCCCCUGGAGUCCUUGAAGUCUUGGUACAAUCAUACUGUCGAUCAACCUUCAACGGCGGAGAAAUUUGUUCUCAGCGACAGUGACCUUGCUCCGACCUUUGCGCCAAUACGUCCAAGAAAGGGCUCCGAUGUUGAACCUCAACCUCAUGGCCAGGGUUCCGUCACGCCGCCGGAGUCGCAAGCGCCAUUGGGAUGCCAGCACUAUGAACGAAACGUCAAGCUGCAAUGUUUUACUUGCAAGAAAUGGUACACUUGCCGGUUUUGCCAUGAUGCUGUCGAAGACCACAGCCUGGUUCGAAGAGAAACAAGAAACAUGUUGUGUAUGCUUUGCGGGACGCCGCAGAAGGCUUCUGACAUGUGCAUCAACUGUGGCGAAAUUUCGGCUCACUACUACUGUAACAUCUGCAAAUUGUGGGAGAAUCGAAAGAGCAAGCCAAUCUACCACUGCAACGACUGUGGUAUCUGCCGGCGAGGACUGGGUCUUGGCAAGGACUUUUUCCACUGCAAGACCUGCCGUGCGUGCAUCACCACAUCCAUUCAGAGCUCUCACAAGUGCAUUGAGCGAUCAACCGACUGCGACUGCCCAAUCUGCGGAGAGUACAUGUUCACAUCACCCAAGCCAGUAGUCUUCAUGACAUGCGGACAUAGUAUACAUAAGAGGUGCUAUGAUCAACACAUGAGGGUCUCAUACAAAUGUCCGAUCUGCAAUAAAAGCUUAGCCAACAUGGAGACCCAGUUUCGCAAUCUAGAUGUUGCCAUUCUGAGCCAGCCCAUGCCGCCGGAAUUCCGAGACACGAGAGCGACGGUUCUUUGCAAUGACUGUUCCGGAAAAUGCGUUGUGCCCUACCACUGGCUCGGACUGAAAUGUUCCAUAUGCCAGUCGUACAAUACCGUUGAAUUGCAAAUUCACGGCCAAGGCAGCCAAGAGCUUCAAACUGCGGCGGAGCGAGCGGAGGCAGCCGUAAGUGCGCAGCAAUCUAUCGACGUUCAACGCUCAGCCAUGACAACUCCCGCAACUACAAAUGUUACGUCGGUACGCGCUGGGACUUUGAUUCCCAACAGACGAAGGCACUCAUCGCAUGGGGUCGAGCUUCAGCACCGAGCACCAGAUAGAUUCGCACGGUCCUUAUCGCCCCUCGAGUCUGCGGUGGAUUCUCAUCUUGCUCAAAUCGCCGGUGAUGCGGAUUCUGAUGACGAUAUUCUGGGGUUUUGGAGGGGAAACAGGAGUCAAGAGGAGGAGAAUGAUGACGACAACGACAACGAGGAGCUGAGUGAGGAAGAAUCUGAUUCCGACCAGGACAGUGACGGUAUGAUUGGCGCAGACGAGGAUGAUGAUGACGAUGACGAUAUUCUCCUCAUUGGACAUAGGUAA
This is a messenger RNA of Pochonia chlamydosporia 170, 1938 nucleotides long. Its product is annotated as CHY zinc finger domain-containing protein. The coding region runs from base 1 to 1938 and encodes 645 amino acids. Lineage: Eukaryota; Fungi; Ascomycota; Sordariomycetes; Hypocreales; Clavicipitaceae. The transcript is spliced from 2 exons. Gene Ontology annotation, biological process: protein ubiquitination; ubiquitin-dependent protein catabolic process. Gene Ontology annotation, cellular component: nucleus. Gene Ontology annotation, molecular function: zinc ion binding; ubiquitin protein ligase activity. The record is from RefSeq and is a predicted model, not a curated record.